AGUUGGUUUUCAGUUUACAUUUGACUUAUUUUGAGUUAACUUGUGUUAUAUAUUUUUGACCAAAAAAAUGUGAUUGGAUACAAAACAAGAAUGAAAUUAUCAACUUUAAAGUGCAACUGUGAACCAUUUUGGAUUAUAUCUUUAUUAUUGUUAUUUAUUGGCCAAAGGAGUUCAGUUGUUUCACAGAAACCAACUUUAUCUCUUCGACCUCCAAUUGAACGUGUUCACAUUGAAUAUAAAACAACUUAUGCUUGUGAUGGUUAUGUGCUCAAUCUUGGCUGUCCAAAGGGCCAAUCAAUUCAUCUAGUUAGAGCCAAUUAUGGACGUUUCAGUUUAGCCAUUUGUAAUGAUGGAGGUAAAUUGGAUCUUAGAGUCAACUGUAUGUCUUUUAGAUCUUACCUUACAAUGCAAGACAGAUGCUCUAAUAAAUCAAAUUGCAAUGUAACUGUUUCAAGUGACUUGUUUGGUGAUCCUUGUCCAGGAACACCUAAAUAUCUAGAAGUUCAAUAUCACUGUGUCGCAAUGGGUUCAUCUUCAACAACCCGACGACCACCCACUGACAUUGCCUUACCUGUUGAUUCUCGGAUAAAUCGACCGUCCAAACCAAUUGAUCGGGAGAUUGGCUCAUCAUCUCAAUCUUCACCCUCAUCUUCAUCAACUUCAACCUCCUCCUUUUUACCAUCAUCUCCAUCUUUAACAUCAAAUGACAAAAGUGAUGGUAUAACUGAUACCUUUCAACAUCAACACCAUCAUCAGAAUAAAAAUAAAGAAAAUAGUUUUAUUAAUAACAAUAGUAAUUUUAAUAGCAAUCCAAAUAGUAAUGAUAGUAAAAAAGGUCAAUCUUCUUCAUCUUCUUCUCCUUCACCAGCAGAUGAUUCUAGAUUAUCAUCAAGACCAACUCAUGUUCGUCAUGGUCAUGGUCAUAAUAGCCGAUCAAAUUUACCUUCAGGUCAUAGUCAUUCAACAAUUGAUCCAUCAACAGCCAAUCCUCUAUCAUCAUCUGGUUCAGAAGGAGACAGUCAACUGAAUCCUAAAAUUAAUAAUUCAUCUUCUGUCCAGUCAUCAUCAUCAUCAUCUUCAACCUUCCCCUUCAAUCAUGUCUUAACUAAACCACAUUCAAGAUUCAACCUGCCCUCUCCAUCUGAAGAUGCACCAAGUAACCUGGAUUCAAUUGCUAAUCCAUUUGGAUCUCGAUCACCUUCUUCAUCUUCUUCUUCCUCUGAAUCUUCACCUUUAUAUCAUUCUCCGUCAAAUGUGGCUUCACCUUCAUCUGCAGUCCUUUACGCUCCUAGACAGUCCAUUGAAGUUGGUGGACGCUUUUGUCCUCCAACCUUUCGACGAAGUUUAAAUUGGAAUUAUACUUCUCUUGGAGACACUUUUAUUCAAAACUGUCCCGGUGGAGCUGCUGGCCUGGCACGUUGGCAUUGCUCUGAAGUUACGGGAACUUGGGUUGUUGGUGGACCCGACAUGUUGGAGUGUCGCUCUUAUUGGCUCGACAGUUUAUGGGACAAACUUGAGCGAGGCUCCCUGUCGGUUGACAUAUCAACCAACCUGGCCAACAUGACCAUUGGUAAACCCAUUUUCAGUCGUGACUUGGAAACCAUAUCUAACCUAAUCCGUCAAAUUAUACUGCAUGCUCGAGAAACCAAGGGAUGGGAAAUACCUCGAUGGCAGCCCAAUGCAUUUCUCGAGGAAUUACUUACUUCACUUGUUUAUUCAGUUUCAAAUCUUUUGAGUCCAGCUCAAGAUGAGGCUUGGUUAGAUUUGGCUCCAGAGAAACGUAAACGAAUUGCCUUCAAUUUGCUUGAUGAACUUGAAAAAAGUGCCCUUCUUUUGGCUGAAAACACCAACCGUGAUGGCUAUUUCACGGUCAAACGUCCUAAUGUUUUGGUCGCUGUUCAUGUUUUGGAAACUAAUGUGCCAAUUAACUUACAAUUUCCAACCAUUGAAGAUACCUUUGAUACUGAAUGGAUUCGAAUGGAAGAUUCACUAUUUCUUCCAGCUCAAUCACUAUUACAAUACUCCCAUCAAGGGUUUGCUAAAGCAUCAUUCAUUGCUUAUAAUCGAGUUGAAGAUCUUCUUAAACCUGGUUCUUCAUCUUUACCUUCCUCUUCGCUGGAUGUUAAUUCAAGAUUGUCCAAACUUCAAAGUUAUUCAACUAGCCAAUCAUCAAUAAUUAAUUCACGGAUUAUUGGAGCAUCCAUUGUUCAUCCUAGCACAUCAUCUAGCACCAGUUCAUCAUCAACCUCAUCAUUACCCUCUCAACCUUCAUAUGAAACCUCUUUAAGCACACCAUUGACUCAACCAAUAAUUAUCGUCUUCCGUCAUCUUCAAGAAGAUAAUGUAUCUUCACCCAAAUGUGUUUACUGGUCCCGUGAGUUGUCCGAUUGGUUAACCGAGGGUUGCUCCGUGGCGGCCACCAAUAAUACCCACACUGUUUGCCAAUGUAACCAUUUGAGUUCCUUUGCACUUUUAAUGGAAAACCGUUUAUCAUCUUUAUCUUCAUCCACUUCAUCAUACAAUUUUGACGGUGAAACCUCAACCAAUUGGUUACGCUUGGUCAUUAACAUCCCCCUGAGCGUGUGA
Molecule: messenger RNA, 2586 nt
Organism: Tetranychus urticae (two-spotted spider mite)
Lineage: Eukaryota; Metazoa; Arthropoda; Arachnida; Trombidiformes; Tetranychidae
Source: RefSeq, a predicted model, not a curated record